CACGCUCGAGAACUUUGAUGGCACGUUUCAACGCGAAAGCAAAUCAGUAUUUUGCGACAUUAGUUGCUAAUUUUCCCGGACUUUUCUUCGGGAUGUCCAUAGGAUGGUUAUCACCAUCAAUACCACAGCUUCUUUCCCCACAAAGCCCCUUACCGAGUGGUCCAAUCUCAAUAGAUGAAGCUUCCUGGGUCAGUUCUAUUCUAUACUUGGCCGGAAUAAUUGGUACAAUUGUUUUCGGAUGGCUUGUAGAUCGUAUUGGAAGAAAAUACAGUGUUUAUAUCGGAACGAUUCCUAACAUUAUAGCUUGGUUACUGAUACCACUUGCUAAUAAUGUAAUCUACCUAUACAUAUCAAGAGUGUUUAGUGGUAUCGCAGCUGGAGCUGUUUUUGUAACUGUGCCACUUUUUGUAGCUGAAAUAGCAGAAACGUCGAUUCGUGGAAUUCUUGGCAGUAUUUUGGGAAUCUCAAUUACAAUAGGCAUUCUCCUUGGUCAAGUGAUUUGUACCUAUAUGUCGUUCUUUAACGCACCAUAUGUCGUAUUGGGUCUAUGUAUAUUCUUUUUCGCCAUCUUCCUCAUAUUCCCAGACACGCCACAAUAUCUGUUGAUGCGCAACAAGAAUAUUGCGGCAGAGGAUGCACUCAAUUAUUACCGAGGUGUCAAUCAAGAGUCCACCGGGGAUUUUCUGGCACAAGUCAAUCAGGAAAUGGAGCAACUAAGGGAGACCCACGUGGAUACCACCACAACAACACCCAUCUCCAUGGAAGACUUCAAGUCUACUGCUACGAAGAGAGCUCUCGUUAUAUCAACAAUUUUGUUCCUUGGGCGGAAUAUGUGUGGCCUAUUCCCACUUGUCAAUUUCACAGAAACCAUCUUCAUGGCAAGUGGGUCAGCUUUAGAUAAUACUGCAUCGACAUUUAUAGUGUCCUCACUUGCAAUAUUAGCCUGUAUCCUAUGCACUAUACUCGUAGAUCGUACGGGAAGACGAUUGGUACUCAUAGUAUCGUGUGCAGGAUCAGCACUCGGUCUUCUGGGUCUGGGAGUAUUUUUUCUCCUUAAAUCCGAAGGAUAUGAUCUGAGUAAUAUCAAUUGGUUUCCUCUCACAGCUUUUUCAAUCUUUGUUUUUCUCUCCAAUUUUGGUGUUGUAACAGUCCCGCAUUUCGUGGGAGCAGAAAUUUUGCCAUUUAAACUUCGUGGUGUUGUCUUUAGUACAAUGAUGCUGAUCUCUUGGCCACUUCUCUUCCUCUUGACUCAUUACUUCCUCAUUGUAGCUGAAGAAUACGAUAUGUAUUAUUUUGUUUUUGUUUUCUUCGCUUGGUGUACAUUCCAAACGAUCUACGUUCUCAUUUGGGUACCAGAAACGAAGGGUAGAAGUCUCGAAGAGAUCACGAAUGCAAUGGAAAAUACUUACUAAAAAAAGAAUAAUUGUCUUCGGGCUUAGAUAGUGUUGCGGUAGGUAGACAUAAAAACAUCCACCCCAUAAAAAUGCAUAAUUUAUGGGUUUUAGGUAUAUAUUUUUCUUCAUACACCAGAAAAACUCCCACCCAUGCUAUAGCUCGUAUAUCUAUAUAAGACCGUAUUGUAUUUUUUCCCAGUAUGCAUUAUUUAAAAUUGACUAAAAAUUUAUGAUACCAUCAAACUUUUUAAUGAUUUUAUCUCUUCCUAUUCGCUGUAUAGCUGAAAAAUAUAUAAAUAAAUUCUGGACUGUGCUCUCUCUGGAGAGAUAUAAAAUACUAAAG
This is a messenger RNA of Lutzomyia longipalpis, 1737 nucleotides long. Its product is annotated as facilitated trehalose transporter Tret1-like. Gene Ontology annotation, biological process: transmembrane transport. The record is from RefSeq and is a predicted model, not a curated record. The transcript has 4 exons. NCBI's taxonomy places the organism in Eukaryota, Metazoa, Arthropoda, Insecta, Diptera, Psychodidae. Gene Ontology annotation, molecular function: transmembrane transporter activity. Gene Ontology annotation, cellular component: membrane. Bases 18 to 1412 code for a protein of 464 amino acids.